This is a messenger RNA of Fundulus heteroclitus (mummichog), 1751 nucleotides long. RefSeq names its product tripartite motif-containing protein 16-like protein. The transcript has 2 exons. Gene Ontology annotation, molecular function: protein binding. The record is from RefSeq and is a predicted model, not a curated record. The coding region runs from base 1 to 1434 and encodes 477 amino acids. Lineage: Eukaryota; Metazoa; Chordata; Actinopteri; Cyprinodontiformes; Fundulidae.
AUGGAGCAGAACCAGCUGGACCGGGAAACCUUCUCCUGCUCGAUCUGUCUGGAUCUACUGAAGGGUCCGGUGACUAUUCCCUGUGGACACAGCUACUGUAUGAAGUGUAUUAAAGGACACUGGGAUGGAGAGGAUCAGAGAGGAAUCCACAGCUGCCCUCAGUGCAGGGAGACCUUCAUACCGAGGCCUGUUCUGAAGAAAAACACCAUGUUAGCAGCUUUGGUGGAGCAGCUGAAGAAGACUGGACUCCAAGCUGCUCCUGCUGAUCACUUCUAUGCUGGACCUGAAGAUGUGGAUGACCAUAACGGCCACGACACAGUCCCAGCUGCAGCAGAAAGGACUGAGAGGCAGAUAGAGCUGGAGGUGAGACGAGAAAACAUCCAGCAGAGAAUCCAGGACAGAGAGAAAGAUGUGAAGCUGCUUCAACAGGAGCUGGAGGCCAUCAACUACUCUGCUGAUAAAACAGUAGAGGACAAUGAGAAGAUCUUCAGGGAGCUGAUCCGUCUCAUCCAGAAAAGAAGCUCUGAUGUGAAGCAGCAGAUCAGAUCCCAGCAGGAAACUGAAGGGAGUCGAGUCAAAGAGCUUCAGGAGAAGCUGGAGCAGGAGAUAAUAGAGCUGAAGAGAAAAGACGCUGAGCUGAAGCAGCUCUCACACACAGAGGAUCACAACCAGUUUCUCCACAACUACCCCUCACUGUUAGCACUCAGUGAGUCUACACACUCAUCCAGCAUCAAGAUCCGUCCUCUGAGCUACGCCGAGGAUGUGACAGCAGCUGUGUCAGAGCGCAGAGAUCAACUACAGGACAUCCUGAGAGACGCAUGGACAAACAUCUCACUGAGACUCACUGAGGUGGAUAUUUCACUGUCAGAACCAGAACCGAAGAGCAGAGCUGGAUUCUUGAAAUAUUCAUGUGAAAUCACACUGGAUCCAAACACAACACACCGUUAUCUGGCACUUUCAGAGGGGAACAAGAAGGUGACAUGGAUGAAUCAACCUCAGUCUUAUUCAAGUCACCCAGACAGAUUCAUUGAUUGGUUUCAGGUUCUGAGUAGAGAGAGUCUGACUGGAUGUUUUUACUGGGAGGUGGAGCGGAGAGGGUUAGUUCAUGUAGCAGUCGCAUACAAGAAUAUCAGCAGAGCAGGAAGAGGGGAGGAACAUGGAUUUGGAUUUAAUGAUAAAUCUUGGGUAUUAAUUUGUGGCAAAAACGAUUUUCAAUUUGGUCACAACAGCAUCCGGACCUCCAUCUCUGGUCCAGUUUCCUCCAGAGUAGGAGUGUACCUGGAUCACAGAGCAGGUAUUCUGUCCUUCUACAGCGUCUCUAAAACCAUGACUCUCCUCCACAGAGUCCAGACCACGUUCACUCAGCCGCUACAUGCUGGACUUGGGGUUGGUUUUCAAAGUUCUGCUAAGUUCUAUAAACCCAAACAGAAAUAAUCCACUGAAGUUUCAGUGAGUUUGUUUCUAAUUUUUAAUUUUACAGGAGAUUUAUUUUCUUAAUCAUUGUUGUUUUAUGUUUAAACUGCACCAAAAUUAUUUGUCAGAGAUUGUCAGAACUUGUUUUUCUUCAUAUUUCAUCUUCUGUUUCUGUUGAAUUUGCUCAUUUCUCAACAUUUUGGUCUUAAACAGCUUAUCAGCCCUAGAACAUUUGCUUUUUCCCUUCUUGUUACUUCCAGCAGCAAAGACCGUGAACUCAGUAAUACAUUUUUUUAAUGAUUUAAAAAAGAGGCACACAUUCUUUGAUCGUUUUUUUU